GGUAAACUCGGCAGAGAUGGCUCAGCGGGCUAGACGGCGCAGUGCAAUAUUUUCCUGAACGAACUAGGAGCCGACAACGUCGCCAUUACUGUCGAUCUUCAUGUGCAAGUUUUCCGUUCAUCUCGUGCCUUUAUUUGGAGUUAAGGGGCAGACAACGUCGCCAUUACUGUCGAUCUUCAUGUGCAAGUUUUCCGUUCAUCUCGUGCCUUUAUUUGGAGUUAAGCCGAAGCUCUUGGCUGAAUUGGGAUUGCAAACACUUCUGUGCUGUUUCAGGAUUACACCGUGGGGAAUUCGGGGCUUUCAAUGUAACUGA
Messenger RNA from Acanthoscelides obtectus, 313 nucleotides. Lineage: Eukaryota; Metazoa; Arthropoda; Insecta; Coleoptera; Chrysomelidae. The record is from the annotation of a GenBank genome assembly.